AAUUUUAAAGGAUUCGUUAUUUUCGGCGUCGUUCCUUAAUCCCUUGUUCGCGAAACGAUCGUGGUCUUCUCCGCGAUCUGCGCGUGCGAGCAUGCAACAGACAGCCUCACGGCGCAGUCGCCUGUGAAUAUGGUCGAUGGUGAACGACACCGGGUGAACAAGGAUAUAUGAUGCAAAUCCGAGUAUGAUAGCCCUGAUGUGGUAUAGCGAAAGGUCCGAGGUAUCACAGUUGUCUGCUAUGUCAUUGGGACUUUUGCCGCUAUUCGCCUGAGUAACUAGACGAUUCCGGAGUUUAGUUGCAAUGUGGUUGUCCUCCCCCUUCUUAUUUAUUUCUGAGUUCCACUGGUAUGGCUCCUGAAUUACUCCCUGAGUUUGCGGACAUAUCUGGAGCCUCGCACUAUUUCUGUCAAACGUAUCUGUAUUCUAUUUAAAUCUACUCCUAAGGCACCUAAGGUAGAAGAGAUAGAUUUGGGAUCGCACCAUUUCGGCGACUUAUCAAGUUUUAAUCACCAUGCAUGCUACCAACUUAUAUUUAGACCUCUCCUUUUUACCCCUCCCAACUCUCCUGGGUCUACUCUGUCUGGGUUACUGGGCAUCGUGCGUCGUAUAUAACCUGUAUUUUCACCCCUUAGCCUCGAUACCCGGACCUCUAUGGUGGCGAGCUACCCGCUUGUGCUUUAUACGCUCCUUCUUGUCUGGGAGGCUUGUGAGGGACGUAUUGAAGAUCCACGAACGCUAUGGGGAAAUUGUCCGCAUUGCCCCCGAUGAGGUAUCCUUUGCGGACGAGGAUAUAUGGCAAGCUGCCUUGAGUGGUAGAAACCCACUACCCAAAAAUCCAACCUUUUUCACACCACCACCAGGUCAAGCCAAUGGCCUACUAACCGCCAGCUCGGAUGUGGGCGCUCGGAUACGCCAAGUUAUGAUGCCAGCUUUCACCGAACGCGCAUUAUCUAAACAGGAACCGGUUAUCCAAUUAUAUGCUGGGUUACUUGUUGAACGGCUGAAGGAACGCGUGGCCGCUUCAAGUAGCCCAAAUCAACAAGCGAUAGUUAAUACCGUCGAUUGGUUUAACUGGUUCACAUUUGACCUUGUUGGUGAACUGGCUUUUGGGGAAUCCUUCGAAUGCUUAGAGAAUGCGAAGCAUCAUCCGUGGGUAGAUAUGAUUUUCAGCUCAAUCAAGGCUGCGGCAUUCGCUGCCGUAACGAGAUACUACACGGGCCUCGAGACGCUUCUCCUACAGAUAAUCCCCACAGCAAUUCGAAAGCGCCAAAUGGAGCAUUAUACAUUGGCAGUAGAGAGGAUCCACCAGCGCAUGAGUGCACCCCCGAGAGACGACUUUAUGCGUCCUAUGCUUGAGAAUAAUCCUGAUUUCAAGAAGAUGACCAUUCCAGAAAUUGAGGCUACCAUGUCCGUGUUGAUCAUUGCAGGUAGUGAGACGACAGCGACGACGCUUUGCGGAAUAUGCAACCAUCUUGUCCAAAAUCCAACACAAUUAAAGCAACUAGAGCAAGAAAUCCGCAGUCGCUUUCAAAGCGACAAGCAGAUCACUCUACACGCCAUCCAGAACCUCCCUUUCCUAAAUGCUGUGAUUCAAGAGGGCUUGAGAUUGUGCAAUCCGGUUGCUGGCGGACUUCUCCGGCGCAUUCCAAAGGGCGGUCUAAGGCUUUGUGGCCACUUUCUGCCCGAAGGUACUCAUGUUAUCGUAAACUCGACUGCUAUGUCCCUUUCGGAGAAGAACUUCCACCGCGCCAACGAAUUCCUGCCAGAGCGCUUUCUUCCCGAAUCCAUGCGGCCGGCCGAAUUUGAGAACGACCAUCGCAAUAACCAGAAGCCUUUUUCAUUAGGAGUACGCAGCUGCAUAGGAAAGUCUUUUGGUUUGGCCGAAAUGCGGCUUGUAUUAGCACGCUUAGUAUGGGAGUUUGACAUUUCCAUGGCGCAGGAUAAGAGGCUUGAUUGGAAUCGACUGAAAACAUAUGUUAUGGUGCAGAAAGACACUAUUGAAAUUGCAAUCAAGAAAAGGGAUCGGGAACACGAGAAAAGCUAACGGCUUUGCUUGGUUACGAUACUUACAAUCUCGAAGGGGGCAUAUUGCCUAGAACCACUAGAAACCAAGAUAAAGAGGAAGAUCUUAGGCAACUGAUAUGACGGGUACUUCCACUCCUACCUAAUACACACACACAGGAGACGCUUUCACUCUCCUAAGAAGGAACGUUUCUUGUAGACUUCUACAUUGUAAGAGUUUAGCAUAGCGAGGCUUAAAGGUACUGAAGUGUGUGGUAAUUUGAUAUUAUAUUGAUAAACUUCAUAGUACCUACCUGGUACCUAGGUAGGUAGGUAACCUUUGUCCUGAGGGGGCACUUUUGUCCUUCCACCCCCAAUCAUCUAGAGGCCGUUUCUCGCACACCAGCACGCCGCCUCUCCCGCCACGUAUUAGCUAAC
This is a messenger RNA of Daldinia caldariorum, 2439 nucleotides long. RefSeq names its product cytochrome P450. Bases 512 to 2044 code for a protein of 510 amino acids. Gene Ontology annotation, molecular function: heme binding; oxidoreductase activity, acting on paired donors, with incorporation or reduction of molecular oxygen; iron ion binding. The transcript has 6 exons. NCBI's taxonomy places the organism in Eukaryota, Fungi, Ascomycota, Sordariomycetes, Xylariales, Hypoxylaceae. The record is from RefSeq and is a predicted model, not a curated record.